Molecule: messenger RNA, 537 nt
Organism: Varanus komodoensis (Komodo dragon)
Lineage: Eukaryota; Metazoa; Chordata; Lepidosauria; Squamata; Varanidae
Gene: HOATZ
Product: HOATZ cilia and flagella associated protein
Exons: 3
Coding region: 1-537 (178 amino acids)
Biological process (GO): cilium assembly
Source: RefSeq, a predicted model, not a curated record
AUGGCGGCGGGGAGGCCGCCGGCGGGCGCUGCGCUGGUCUUCUCGGGCUGCAGCCAGCAGGACGCGGCGCUGGCCAAGUCCUUCUGGAACUCGGUCACGCUGCAGCCGCCGCUGGAGUCGCGCCUGGUGCCGCGGAGGGAUUCGGACGGCGGCGGCGGCGCGGGCUCGCGGAAGGGCUCCGGGGUGGGCGCGGGGACGCGCGGCUCCCGCGAGGGGAGCCUCGAGCAGCGCAGCGGCGUCGCCCGGCUGGGCUCCCGGCUCGCCGCCCUGCAGAGCCAGAUGUCUUCGUGCGGCUCCAGCCAGGAAAAAGAAGAAGAGCAAGACCUGGAAGAUACUGAUGCUAAGAAAACUGAGGUGAAAGCGCGCUACCUUGAGAAGGCCAGGUCAUCUGCAGGGGAGGGAACCAGAGACCCUGCUACAAGUUUGUUUACUUUCACGAUGUCCUGCGCAGAGUCAGUUUUCAUGAAGCCCUCCAGUCAUGCAGAAGAGAUGGAGGAGAUCUCCUCAGCAUUGAAUCGCCCUCAGAACAGAGACUGA